CCUCAACCGCAGUCGCGUACUUUAUUUAACCUUCAGCUUUUUCCAUAAUGAAUAUUAGCUGGCAGCUCGACAUGAGCGCUUAAUAAUCAUGUUGUUCCAAAAGUGCCAGCAGCAUGCUAAAGAGGCCUGGUUCACUGUGUGCCUUUUGCUGUGCGCGUUCGGGUUCCUGAAGGAAAUCCGGCCAUCGGAGCCCUUCAUCUACGAGUUUUUGGUCGGAGAAUGGCGCAAUAUCACCGACGAGCAGGUGAACCAGCUGGUUUACCCGGUGGGCACCUACAGCUACUUGGGCCUGCUGGUUUUGGUGUUCCUCAUUACCGACGUGUGCCGCUACAAGCCCUUGAUUAUAAUUUUGGGGCUGUCGGGCAUUGUGGUGUGGGGCAUGUUGCUCUGGACAACCAGUCUUUUGGCGCUCCAGAUCUUGGAGGGUUUUUAUGGGGCUUUUGCCGCCUGCGAAGUGGCCUACUUCACCUACAUCUACGCCAAAGUGGAUAAGCAGUACUAUCAGCUAGUGACUUCCUAUACAAGGGCGGCCAUUCUGAUGGGGCGCUUUUUCUCCGGCCUGCUGGGCCAGCUGCUGAUUUCCCUCAGAGUGCUCGACUAUCGUCAGCUGAAUUACAUCACAUUUGCCGCAAUGCUGGCAGCGACGGUCUGGAGCCUUUUUCUCCCGCCGGUCAACCAAUCCAUCUAUUUUCACCGCGAUUCUGUCACCCCGCUCGUUUUCGGCGAGAAGACCAAGGGGGCCUUUCAGCUGAUGUGGGGCCACCUGCGGCAGGGCUACGCCUCAUUUUACAUAAUCAAAUGGUCGAUAUGGUGGGCGCUGUCCACUUGUGGCUUUAUUCAAGUGCAGAUCUACAUGCAGCCACUCUGGGCGGCAAUUGUGUCCGAUCCUACCGAGCCCAUCUACAACGGCGUGGUCGAGUCGAUUCUAACAGUGUUGGGAUUUCUUGGGGCCUUAGCGGCGGGGGUACUCAAAGUGGACUGGACUACUCGCGGAGAGCUUGCGCUCACUUGCUGCUCUAUUCUACAAGGGUUUGUGAUGCUGAUUGCGUCGCAGACCCAGUGGAUUUUAGUUGGGUAUGUUUGCUAUGUGGUUUUCGGCGCUCUUUUCCACCUCACCAUCACGGUGGCCAGCAGCGAGAUUGCCAAGUGCAUCAAAGAGGACAGCUAUGGAUUGAUUUUUGGCAUCAACACUUUUGUGGCGCUGCUGUUCCAAACGCUGCUCACUCUGGCCGCGGUUACCGGCCAUUUGGGGUUCGCUUUACCCCCCCAAAGCCAGUAUUUUGUCUAUGGGGUGCUCCAUGUUAUAUUGGGGGUUAUCUACAUUGUGAUUGGCCUGAUUUGCUGGCUGUCCAGCAAGAGGGACUAUAGAAGGGCCAGUACGGUCCCGGAACCCCCGGCUCGCACAGUAAUAAUUUUUUAAAACCCCUCAAAGUGGGUUUUAAACAGUACCCCCUUUAUUGAAUUAAUUAGUAGUAUUUGUAUUGGCUGUGAAUUAGUUGUAAUUGUUUCAUUAAGAGCAACUGAGUAUUAAAAGUGGGCGUUUGCCGCGAUUGUUUAGUUA
Messenger RNA from Dendroctonus ponderosae (mountain pine beetle), 1561 nucleotides. RefSeq names its product thiamine transporter 1. Bases 89 to 1420 code for a protein of 443 amino acids. Gene Ontology annotation, cellular component: plasma membrane. Gene Ontology annotation, biological process: transmembrane transport; vitamin transport. Gene Ontology annotation, molecular function: vitamin transmembrane transporter activity. NCBI's taxonomy places the organism in Eukaryota, Metazoa, Arthropoda, Insecta, Coleoptera, Curculionidae. The transcript is spliced from 3 exons. The record is from RefSeq and is a predicted model, not a curated record.